UAUAUUGAUAGUCAUGCAUGACUUGAGGGAAAGUUAAGUACUAAUCCUGAGGCCUAAGGUUCAGCCAUGCAGCAGGAGGCUGUCAAGACAUUGCUGGAUAUUGUUACACCCCAUUUUGCAAGUCAUAAAGAUGCUCCCGCUGUCAAGUUUGAUGAUGGAGGGACCAUUGUGGUCUCUACAUACUCACAGCUUCAGAAGUCAUCUGAGCAGGUCACUGCUGUCCUAAAGAGGAUAGAGGUGAAGGACGAAAUUGUUGGAAUUUGUGUCUCGCCCUCACACAAUCUGCCUGCUGUUCUUCUCGGUGUUAUUGGAAGUGGAGCUGCGUUUUACAACUUUGAGUCGGGCUGUGAGAACAUUGUCUGCAAUGUUGUCAAGGAGAUGGGCAUCCGUGUCAUUUUGGUAGACCAAGAAAGUUUUAAGAAGGCUGAAGCUGUGUUGCUGGAGUAUAAUGCUGUGACUGUGAGUGAUGUAUUGAUGCAGGCAAUUGGCAUGAUUCUUUUCCGUCUGGAAGGACAGACACAACACAAACACACAGGGAAUCAGCUAGCCUACUGUAUCACAACCUCCGGCACAACAGGCACUCCCAAAGUUGUACGAGUACCACACCAGUGUAUCAUACCCAACAUCACACAUCUCAGAGAAAUUUUCAACAUUAAUGACAAUGACCUCAUAUUCUUAAGCUCACCUUUGACAUUUGACCCAAGCAUUGUUGACCUCUUUAUGGCCUUGGGAAGUGGUGCUUGUCUGUUGAUUGUUCCACAUGCAGUGAAGAUGAUGCCAAAGUCUUUACUAAGUAUGCUGCAUUACCGUCACAAGGUCACCUACCUACAGGCUACUCCUUCCCUGGUAUCAAGGAUAGAUCCUGACAUUCUCAAGAAGACACUAUUAGGAAGUCUGUCUCAUCUCAAAGCUCUUGCUUUUGGAGGAGAGAAAUUUCCAUCUAUUUCCUUACUACAGAAGUGGAGAGCUUCUGAUAAUUCUACAAAGUUUUUCAACCUGUAUGGUACCACAGAGGUGUCCUGUUGGUCCACAUGCUAUGAAGUUACUGCGAGGGAUUUUAGUAGCCUAAUUGAAGAUGUGCCUUUGGGACUACCACUGACAGAUACCAUGGCAACAGUUUUUGAUGACAAUGGUCAGGAGGUAAAUCAAGGCAGGGGACAGCUGUUCCUAGGGGGAAUAAAGAGAAGGCAGUGUUACCUAGGUGGAGAAGAACCAGGCAGAGGACCACCAAUAUUGCGGGCAACUGGUGACACAGUCUUCAUCAACUGCAAAGGGGAGAUAAUCUUUCUCCACCGUAUGGAUGACCAGAUCAAGCGGAAUGGUCGAAGGAUGAACCUUUGUGAAAUUGAAAAGAUUGUACUGAAGCUGGAUACUGUAGCUGACUGUAGAGUUUUAUUUGAUCAGAAGAAGCUUAUGGUUUUCAUUGUGUUACAAAGGACAAAACCAAUUAUAGAUUCUCAGACAAUUCACCGCUGGAUACAAAAGCAUCUGCCUUCUCAAUACUGGCCAGACCGUGUUGUUAUGGUUUCUGAAUUUCCUGUUACUAGUCAUGGCAAACUGGACAAGACAACAUUACUACAGAGUGUGUAUGAUGAGCCUAGAGCUGGAAGGGAUGCUGUCUCACCUGAAAGGAUACCUGUUGUUUUGGAGACAAUCUGGAAGGAAAUCUUUCAGAAAAAACAGCAAACACCAACCAUGGACUCCAAUUUCAUCAUUAGUGGAGGUGACAGUUUAAUGGCUGUUCAGUUUGCAGACAAAGUGGAAGCAUCCUUCAACAUGAGACUUCCAAAACUUUUAGAUUUAAUCUUGCACGAUGUAUACCCCAAUAUUGUCAGCUAUAUAGAGAGGUGUGUCUGUGAUCAGAUGCAAAUAUCACUUCAACAUAACUAUCAAAAGGAAAUUGUGUACUUGCAUGAAUUUAUCAAAGCACAGCCUAUUGACACAGAUGAAUUAAUAAUGAAAAAGAAAGGAACAGAAAGUUUGAAUUUAGAUAAUGUUGAUGUUAUAAUAAGUGAUUUGAAUAAAGAAAAGUUACCUCUUGAUUUAACCACUUCUACAGAAGGAACACUAUCCAAUAGGAAAAGAAAGUAUAGUGAUCAACAUAUGAAAAUUAAUAUAGCUGACGAUCAAGACACAAAUCGUUUAUGUAAUGAGUCAUUUACGAUUAGAACAGACACUAGCUAUAGGUCAAUAAGUGAUGAAAGGAUUUGGUCAGUUGGUAGAGGAAACACUGGUUUAAUCAGCAGUCCUCAUUCAAAAGAGGAUUUCAAGAGAGCAUAUCCCCCUAUAUACCGUGGUACAUCUGCUUCACCAUCACCACCAGAGUGUAACCUGAACAUUCAACUAGACGAUACUACACAACACUGGAGUAAUUUAACCUUAGAGAUCUGUUGGAAGGUUAAUACAAGGAAAUGUGUGGAUGCUUCACCUGUUAUAUCCAGAGACAGGACAGGAAGACAUACUGUAUUCGUUGGUUCCCAUUCACACAAGUUUUUUGCAAUCACCAUGGAAACAGGGGAGGUGCAAUGGGAAACAUAUCUAGGUGAUCGGAUAGAGUCCUCAGCUUGUGUCAGUGUGUGUGGAAAUUAUGUCGUUGUUGGAUGUUACGAUGGUGCCAUUUAUGUGAUGGAGUGUUUAACAGGAGAAACUUGGUGGAAGUAUGAAACUGGAGCAGAGGUGAAAAGCUCACCUGUUGUUGAUCCUGAAACAUCAUUGAUAUAUGUCGGAUCACAUGACAAACACCUGCAUGCUUUGGAUAUAACGACGAGGACCUGCCAAUUUAAGACAUAUUUGGGAGGUGGUAGUAUUUUCUCGUCCCCUUGUGUGAGUUCUUCACUCCACACUGUCUACGUGGGGACUCUCUCUGGUGCUGUUUCUGCUAUUGACUCUAGAAAUGGAGAUAUCCUAUGGACGUAUGGCUGCAAGAAGCCUCUAUUUUCUUCCCCUAUUACGUCACCAGAGGGCGUUUAUAUCGGCUGUGUGGAUGGAUGCUUGUAUCAUCUCUCCAGAGACGGCAAGCUGAUUUGGUCGUUCGACACUAUGGCUCCAGUAUUCUCAUCGCCAGUUUCUUAUCAACAACGUUGCCCAAAAGAUCUGAAUUGUAUAAAUAAAUCAUCCAAUCGUAUGGUUAUAUUUGGAUCACAUGACCACUGUAUUUAUUUUCUAUCGCACGAUGGCAAGUUAUUAUGGAAGAAGGAGUUGGAUUCCCCUGUCUAUUCUACUCCAUUUUGUUUUGAUUUGGUGGUUGGUGAACAUGGAUCUCAGAUUUGUUUUGAAGAUAAAAGCAACUUUUCAUCUAAAAUGGAGUCUGAUUCCGUCAAAGUAGAUGUCGAUGUACCCAUCAGACCACAGACAGAUGUACACAGCUCAUAUACAACAAAAUCAAACAUUUACUCACAGUGGUCCUCGCAGGAAAACUGCCAUACUGAAUCAGACAUUUCUACUGUAGGCGACAAUAAAAAUGAAUGUAUAGAGAGUGGCAUAGCUAGUGGACAAGAUGCUGCAACAUAUAGCACCAGCAAUACAGAGCGUCAUUUACCAACAGAAACAUUUGUUAAUCAGGAAGGUGAUAUAGCAGGUCAGCUAAAAAAUAGCGCAGCACAAGUGAAAUCUACAUCGCUAUUAAAACAUACAGAUAUUGUAAAGCGCCAUGGUAACAAGGGGACUGAUACUUAUGAUACUAUGUCAAGGCUAUCCUUUGGCAUGAUGCCGUUAUGUGUGGUAGCCACAACGGCAGGAACUGUUCAUGUGAUUGACAGACGUUUGGGACAGGAAGUGGGUGUAGUCAAACUCCCUGGAGAGGUGUUCUCCUCUCCCGUUGUGUGUGGACAAAACAUCGUGGUUGGCUGUCGUGAUGAUUAUGUUUACUGUCUAAACAUAACCCCUACUUUCUAUAAUUCUAAUAUUGCGAAAUAAUGACAGCACCACUAGUACUGUAACCAAGUACUGAAGUGAGUCUUAGACUAUUUUACGGAUAAAAAACAUUUAAGUGAUUGUGACAUGACUGAUAUGAUUUACAAUAAAAAGCUAGCUAUUGAGAUAUUAGUUAAAUAUUUUUUAAAUAGAAUAUAUAUAUAUAUAUGAUGUUGUCUAGACUCCACAAAAUAACCAAAUUGUUCUAUCAUCAUCAGGGAUGCAAAUUAAAAUAUUCAUCGAAGUUAACAAAUACCUCAAACUGUGAUAUUCUAAUAUAUACAUACAUUUAUAUAUUUUAUAUACCGUAUUCAUUUUUGGCAUGUACAUGUAUUACUGUAUGUUGUAUACAUGUCACUAAAUGCAUUGAAGAUAUCAUACAAUAGCGAGUCUUACGAUCGUUUUACAGUUAUUUUGGUUCAGUUAGGUAGUACUAAAAAGUCUACGUCAGUUUUGUGUCCAAGUAGACGAACAUUAAUAUAGCCAAUAUACCACGGCCUCCUAAAAUACACACACAUGUAUACUACAGGCAUGCAUCUCGCACACAGGUGCGGCUGUCCUUUACUUACCAUAGAAAUGGAUAGGACGUUAAACAAUACAAAACUCACGUUUAUCCUGGGGGUUUGCCCUAGCCUUGCAUUACGGUUAUAGCUACAUUCUUUAAAUAUACACGUGUUUCCUCCAAAAUUAAUCUGGGCCAAAUUGUCUAAGGAUGAUUGAAUUAAAGGAAGAGUGGAUCUUGCUCUCUUUAUUUCAACGUUUAUUUUGGCCGAAUUUGAGUUUCCUAAAUCCCUUCUAGAAAGACGAACCAUUUGUAUUUGAUUAAAAUGUGCUAUCCACCUGCUAGUUUCUUCAAGUUUCUUGUACAUUCAUUAUUAUGAAACAAGGCUAGUAACAUGAUUAGUGUAUGUUGUUUUUGAU
Pecten maximus is the source of this 4833-nucleotide messenger RNA. RefSeq names its product beta-alanine-activating enzyme-like. The record is from RefSeq and is a predicted model, not a curated record. Gene Ontology annotation, biological process: amino acid activation for nonribosomal peptide biosynthetic process. Gene Ontology annotation, molecular function: protein binding. NCBI's taxonomy places the organism in Eukaryota, Metazoa, Mollusca, Bivalvia, Pectinida, Pectinidae. The coding region runs from base 67 to 3915 and encodes 1282 amino acids. The transcript has 16 exons.